This is a messenger RNA of Vigna unguiculata (cowpea), 786 nucleotides long. Its product is annotated as MLP-like protein 34. Gene Ontology annotation, biological process: defense response. Lineage: Eukaryota; Viridiplantae; Streptophyta; Magnoliopsida; Fabales; Fabaceae. The record is from RefSeq and is a predicted model, not a curated record.
CAUAUUUGCCUACUAUGAAAAAAAAAACCCUACAAAUUCCCAUUAGUCCGAACACGUAUAUAUAACUGCACUCAACGCAGAUUUUACAUAGCAAGCACUAAGAAAAUAUGGCAUACUCUCAACUUCAAAAGGAGGAAACUGAGGUUCAUAUCAAGGCUUCUGCUGACAAGUUCUAUGAUGUUUUCUGCAACAAAACAUACGUUAUUGCCAACAUUUUUCCUGAAUUGGUGCAAUCUGUUGAUAUUCAACAAGGUCAAUGGGGCACUGACAAAUCCGUCAUCACCUGGACUUAUUUUCACGAGGGAAAAACCAGAGUGGCGAAAGAGAUUGUCGAAGACAUUGACAAGGAAAAGUAUAAGAUGAGCUUUAAGGUUAUAGAGGGAGAUGUGAUGGAACAUUACAAGAGCUUCAAGUUCAUAAUGCAAGCUACUCCAAAGGAAAAGGGAGGAAGUGUUGUGAAUUGGGCUGUGGAAUAUGAGAAACAAAAUGACAGCAUUCAUGACCCUCGUACCAUGUUGCAACUUACAGUUGACGAGACCAAAAAGAUUGAUGAAUACUUUACCAACAACCACAACUAAAUCAAUGUCUCUCUUAUGUCCUAUGUUGGGAAAUAAAAAUUGAUGCUUUAUGGAUCAUACUUCACCUUUCUUAUGCAUCAAUUAUAUAUGUUGAAAACUUAAUAAACCACACCUAAGUGGGUACCUAUGUUGUAUUAUUUGUGUGCUGUGUUCUUGUAACACAUAUGGUAUUGAAGUAAUUGCAUAUGACUUAUCAUAUUAUCUUCAA